AUGGCCAGUAAAUGCGAGAGCGAGAAAAUCCCUACUCCGCAGAAGGGUGCAUUCUUCUCUUUCAUCAAAUCAAUCGCGACCUUUAAGGGCGAUUUGUCCUCCCUGACCGCGCCUCCAUUCCUCCUCUCCCCGCAAUCUGUCACUGAAUAUAGCGCAUACUGGGCCGAACAUCCCAACUUAUUUGUUGCGCCGGCGCAUGAAAAUGAUGCCCAGAAGCGGGCGCUAAGUGUACUAAAGUGGUUUCUGAGUACGCUGAAGCAACAACAUAGUAAUAAGGAUGAGAUCGGCAGGAAGAAGAAAAUGAAGCCCUUAAAUCCUUUCCUCGGGGAGCUGUUCUUAGGGAAGUGGGUUGAUAGCGUGGGUACAACCGAGUUACUGCAGGGUCACAUCAUACCCAAAGUCUACUUUUCUGGCACAGUACACAUCGACCGGAAAGGCUACGGCACCAUGCACAUUGACAAAUACAACGAAGAUCACCUAAUAACCAUGCCAAAAGUUCACGUUGAAGGGCUUAUGUCCGCUUCUCUCGCCCCUGAACUAUCAGGUACCUCAUACAUCAGAAGCUCAUCCGGCUACACAACUAAAAUCGAGUAUCACUGCAAAGGCUGGGUUAGCGGGAAGCGAAAUUCAUUUCUGGCUACUAUCUUCCAUGAUAACCAUGAGGACGAGCCAAUAUAUGUUGCUGAAGGCCAGUGGAACGAUAAAUACACGAUCAAGGAGGGUAACCGGCAGAACAUUUUGGAGACGGUCGAUGUCAACACAUACUCACGGACACCUUUGACUGUAGCCCCCGUGCAAAAUCAACAUCACUUAGAGUCACGGCGCGCUUGGAAGCCGGUCGUAGAUGCAAUUAACCAGGGGGAUAUCUUUGCUGUCGGCCAGGAGAAAUCUAAAAUUGAGAACGAGCAAAGAGAGAUGCGGAAGCAAGAAAAGGGCGAAGGGAAAGACUUUCCAAGGCGGUACUUCAGUCUCGCUAAAGAAGAUCCAGUGGGCGAGAAGCUUGCGGAAGGGCUGAAGAAUACAUCAAUGAAAGGUGCUGUGGAUGCACACCAUAUGAUCUGGCUGUGGGAUGAGGAGAAGUACCAGCGGAUUCAGAACAAUCAGAAGAGUGGGACCAAGAGUCCUGUCCAUUCAAGAUUUGAUUCAGCCAUUAGCAUGAGUAUAGACUCGACGGGCUCGAGCGCCUCAACCGACUCCUUUAGAGGAAGGUAG
This is a messenger RNA of Lachnellula hyalina, 1212 nucleotides long. RefSeq names its product Protein kes1 (gene kes1). Gene Ontology annotation, molecular function: oxysterol binding. Gene Ontology annotation, cellular component: membrane; cytosol; intracellular membrane-bounded organelle. The coding region runs from base 1 to 1212 and encodes 403 amino acids. The record is from RefSeq and is a predicted model, not a curated record. NCBI's taxonomy places the organism in Eukaryota, Fungi, Ascomycota, Leotiomycetes, Helotiales, Lachnaceae. Gene Ontology annotation, biological process: maintenance of cell polarity; exocytosis; endocytosis. The transcript is spliced from 3 exons.